UUCCCAUAGCAGAGUUUUUUGCCUUUAAAUUUCCUGACCUUGAGAAGUUAGCAAUGUAAAGAGCAGGAUAGGGGUAUAUAAAGAGCAGAGCGUGGGCUUUCUCUUCCAUUCAGGCAUCAUGAAGGCCGUGGUUUUCCUGGCUCUGCUCGGAGCUGCAUUUGCUGCAGCUGAGAAUGAGAAGGUUGUCGGAGGCUACGAGUGUCCCGGACACUCAGUUCCCUACCAGGUGUCUCUGAACGCCGGAUAUCACUUCUGUGGUGGAUCCCUCAUCUCCAGCCAGUGGGUGGUGUCUGCUGCUCACUGCUACAAGUCUCGUAUCCAGGUCCGUCUGGGUGAGCACAACAUCGCCGUGAACGAGGGCACCGAGCAGUGGAUCGACGGCGCCAAGAUGAUCAAACACCCCCAGUACAACAGCUACAACCUGGACAACGACAUCAUGCUGAUCAAACUGAGCCGCACCGCCACCCUCAACAGCUACGUCCAGACCGUGGCCCUGCCCUCCCGAUGCCCCCUGCCCGACGAGAACUGCAUGGUGUCCGGAUGGGGCAACACGUCCGCCAACGGCAGCAACUUCCCUGACAGGCUCCAGUGUCUGAGGCAGCCCAUCAUCGAUGACAGGAUCUGCAGGAACGCCUACCCCCACCUCUUCACCGACAACAUGGUCUGCUCCGGAUUCAUGCACGGAGGCGCCAGCAGCUGCCAGGGAGACUCUGGCGGUCCUCUGGUGUGUAGCGGUCAGCUGCAGGGCGUCGUGUCCUGGGGUUAUGACUGCGCCAUGCAGGGACAUCCCAGCGUUUACGCCCGAGUGUGUCGCUACACCAGCUGGAUCAGCAGCACGAUGAGGAGCAACUAAACACCCACAACCACUUCAAAACCACCCGCAUGCUGACACUACAACGCCACAGCCGGUGCUCAUGCUCACUUUAUUACUGUCAUCCUGAUACAUGUCAUUAAUAAAACUUUCACUUCUGCAAACACAAUAAUGGAAGUGAAAAUAUGUGUUAGGAUA
Molecule: messenger RNA, 1009 nt
Organism: Amphiprion ocellaris (clown anemonefish)
Lineage: Eukaryota; Metazoa; Chordata; Actinopteri; Pomacentridae
Product: trypsin-like
Exons: 5
Coding region: 119-853 (244 amino acids)
Biological process (GO): proteolysis
Molecular function (GO): serine-type endopeptidase activity
Source: RefSeq, a predicted model, not a curated record